AUGGCGGUAUUCGAGGUCCUAAUAAGCGCUGGAUCGUCCAGAUUCUCAGUGACUUUGGUUUAUCUGUGGGGUGACUUCUUCGGCGCCACUACGGACGGUGGUUCAGACGUCCAUCAUAUGAUGACAUCGAGUUUACAGCUUUCCUUGGAGUGGUGCAUGCCACACUUGACGAAUGCCGCCACUAAAGCUGCGUUUGGAAUGACCAGCAACAUUGCGCGCUCCAAAAACCCCGAGAUGCUUCAACUGCUGAAGAAAGUGACGCGGACGAUCUACCAAGUUCGCAGUGUGGAGGUUAUGGGUGACUCGUACGAACAACUUGUCCGUCUUCUUGGUGUUGGAAAGGAGAAUAAGCUGAUCGAUUACAAACUUCAUCGGUUUAUGAGCCUCACUCGUGUUUUCCAGCGCAUCGUUAAGCAUUGGAAGUGCUUUCUUGUGAUACGAUGA
Molecule: messenger RNA, 444 nt
Organism: Phytophthora nicotianae INRA-310
Lineage: Eukaryota; Oomycota; Peronosporomycetes; Peronosporales; Peronosporaceae
Exons: 1
Coding region: 1-444 (147 amino acids)
Source: RefSeq, a predicted model, not a curated record